This is a messenger RNA of Trifolium pratense (red clover), 3026 nucleotides long. Its product is annotated as protein IQ-DOMAIN 32. Gene Ontology annotation, molecular function: protein binding. The transcript is spliced from 6 exons. Bases 227 to 2716 code for a protein of 829 amino acids. The record is from RefSeq and is a predicted model, not a curated record. Lineage: Eukaryota; Viridiplantae; Streptophyta; Magnoliopsida; Fabales; Fabaceae.
AAAGAAGAUAAAGUUUAGUUUUUGAAAAUAUAAGGAAGACGGACUUGAAAGCAAAGCAUUAAGCUAAAUUGAAGGAGUAUUUUAAGGUCCGUAGUUUUUAAACUUACCUUUUCUUAUUCUUACAUUUUCCAACACAUACGGUAACUGCAUAUGUGUGUGUUCUUCUUUGUUUUGUUCGCACACUAACAAAACAAAACAAGAGAGUGUGAAAAACACACACACAGCUAUGGUGAAAUCUAACUCAUGCUUAAGGUUAAUAUGCGGUGGUGGUGAUUCUUCUAACAAACAAGUUGUUUCAGAGGUCAAGGAUUCUAAUGAUAAACGUGGUUGGAGUUUCCGGAAGAGAUCUGCAAGGCAUCGUGUGCUUAGCAAUACUGUUAUAACAACAGAGACGACGUCUUUGGCAAAUAAGGAGAUUCCGGAAUAUACAAGUACUAAUUUUCAAUCUCCAGCUGAACCUAAUGUCGUUGAAAAGAUUUGUACGACAGAUUUCUCUGACGAGAAGCCUCAGUUAUCCUCCAAUGCAUACUCAGAGAUUUCAGAAAAAAUUGUCACUGAAGCUGAGGGUAAAGCGGAUGUCAAUCCACCAGAAUCUGCGGUGAUAAUCGUCCAGACUUCCAUUAGAGCAUAUUUGGCUCAGAGAGCACUUCUGAAGAGUAAGAAUGUAGUGAAGUUGCAAGCUGCUGUUCGAGGUCACUUGGUCAGAAGGCACGCUGUAGGAACAUUGCGAUGUGUUCAAGCUAUUGUUAAAAUGCAGCUCCUUGUACGAGCACGACAUGCUCAGAAGUCACAAUCAGAUGGCAAAAAUGAUUACUCAAAAACUUUGGAUAACGAGCAUGACACGGACAAAUCAAAUUUGAAGCACACUUCUGUGGAAAAGCUUCUCAGCAAUAAGUUUGCUCGUCAGCUUCUGGAAUCAACACCAAAAGACAAACCUAUCCAUGUCAAAUGUAAUCCUUCUAAAGGCGAUUCUGCUUGGAAAUGGUUGGAGAGAUGGAUGUCUGUUCCAGCAAUAGAUUCUACAGAGAAUAAAAAGCCAAUCUGUGUGUCAGAACAAUCAGAUGAAACCAAAGAUAGCACUCGUGUAUCUCAAUUGGAAACAGAUACUCCGUCUCAAGUUAUUCUUCAGUUAGCUGAUUCACCUAUACCAUCUGAGGAUGAAGAGAAGACCGCUACUUAUGAGGAUAGCAACUCAUACUUUGAAAGAAACCCCUCUACAUCUUCUCUUAUAAACAAUAACUUGGAAGAGGCUCAUCCCGAAAAGAUGCUUUCAAUUGGUGCUAGAGUAUCCUCCAAUAAAAGUGAAUCUUUUUUCGAUACAAAAAGUGAAUCUUUUCAAAAGGAAAUUUUGGAUUCAAAUGCAAGUGUUCCACAAGAACCCAGUUCUCCUCAGAAUCCAGAAAUGGACGAUGAACAGCUCAAACAUUCACGUGGUGCCAAAAUAGCCUCCAAGACAACUGAUUCUUUUGAAAAGGAAUUGUUCGGUUCAAAUGCAAGUGUUCCACGGGAGCCUGGUUCUCCUCAGAGACCAGAAAGUGACAGUGAACAGUGCAAACAACCAGUAAAAGCAUUUACCUCAGACCAACUAGAGACCGAGGGAAAGAAAGUUGCAUAUGUAUCAAGGAAGUUAAGCAAUCCAGCAUUUAUUGCCGCUCAAUCAAAAUUUGAAGAGCUGAGUUCAAAUGUGAAUUUGGGUAGGCCAAGUUCUUUGUUCGAUCAGGAUGUAUCAGUUGAAUCACAAGCAGAUACUGCAUAUAUAUCAAAAGAGUUCAUCUCAUCUGAGAAUUCUACUCCCUAUCCUUCUAGAAUUGGUGAUCCUGAAACUGUACUCUCUAUUUCUUCAACUCUUGAUUCACCUGACAGAUCAGAGACUUUGGAGAGCGAGCACGAUGCCAAAGAUUUAGUAGAAGGGAUAGUUAAUCCUGAAAACAAUAUUGAUUAUGGUGUCGGAGCCAAUACUCCGGCUUCUAACUUGCCUAUCUCCGAUUCUGAUCGAUUAGAAACUGUUAACGACUCCAGUGGAAAUAUUGUUGAUUCAGUGGUGCCUGAGAACUUCAAAGAGCCUUCUGUUGAGCCUGAGGUAAAUGCAUCUGACAUGUUGAGAGAAAACACCGAGACUGUUCUACCAGAUUUUAAGUUGUCAGCUUCACCAGGAAGCUAUAUGACAAUACCCGAGUCUCAAGGAACCCCUUCAAGUCAGGUUUCGGUGAAACCUAAUAAAGUAAACAAGACUGGAUCAAGUGGUAAACGUAGGGCACUGUCUAUGGGUAACAAGUCUCCUGCAAAUUCAAAUAACGAUUCAGGCUCAAGAGUGGCUGUUGGUAACAAGUCUCCUGCGAAUGCGAAUCACGAUUCAGGCUCAAGAGGUAGUAGAGAACAAUUGCCUAAGGAUCAGCUGAAUGGAAAGAGACGCAAUUCAUUUGGCUCAAUAAAACCUGACCAGACUGAUCAAGAGCCUACUAGAGAUAAUAGUAGUAGCAAUAAUUCUCUUCCCCGUUUCAUGCAAGCUACACAAUCUGCUAGGGCCAAGAUAAAUGCAAAUUCCUCUCCAAGAUCAAGUCCAGAUGUACAUGACCCUGACGUUCACAUUAAGAAGAGACAUUCCUUGCCUGGUGCAACUGGUAAGCAGGGUUCUCCACGUGUCGAACAAUCAAUAUCUCCAGCUCAGCAAGGCACAAAGGGCAAUGGUUCAACCGAGAGAAAAUGGCAGAGGUGAAUCGACACUGCAGCCCAAGUGCGGUCGCAUUGGCUCCUCCGAUAACAAUUGUAUUCUUUUUCUCCCAUUCCCAACUCCAAAAUUUAUUUAUUGCUUGAGUUUGGUUGUGACAGACAUAUAUACAAAGACUAUAACUAGAAAGUGGGUGUGUUUGUGUGAGAGGCUUAUUUUUGUACAUUAUUGUUGUGUCACACUCUCAUUCUGGUACCAUUGUGUAAGUUCCAGGCUAAUUCUGCUUGUGAUGUCACUUUUGUUGUGUUUGUUAAAGAUGAUUGUUUGUUUGUUUGAAACCAUCUAUAUAUUUUUCAUA